This is a messenger RNA of Amyelois transitella, 1931 nucleotides long. RefSeq lists its product as uncharacterized. The record is from RefSeq and is a predicted model, not a curated record. Gene Ontology annotation, cellular component: nucleus. Lineage: Eukaryota; Metazoa; Arthropoda; Insecta; Lepidoptera; Pyralidae. The transcript is spliced from 6 exons. Bases 150 to 1196 code for a protein of 348 amino acids.
AAAUAUUAUCUCUGUUUAGUUUGUGGUGAAAAAAUCUAAUGUCGGUACACGAUAUAGAUUAAAUUUAUUUUAGGAUUUUGCACAUCUUGUAUAAAAUUUUGUUGAAAAAGCUAAAAUUUGAUAUUUUAGCUUUGAUACCAUAACGUAUAAUGAGUGGAUUAAAUAAAAUGGAUUCUCAUUUAACUGGGAUGUGGGUUAGCUUUUUCACCGCAGCUGGCAUUCCGUCGGACGUCAGUGCUACAUAUGCCCUAACGUUUACGGAGAACCGAAUCCAGAAUGAUAUGCUUCUGGACCUCAACAAGGAAUAUCUUCGAGACAUGGGCAUUACACGAAUGGGUGAUGUCAUUGCAAUUCUAAGACAUGCCAAACAAGUCCACGAGAACACAGCCCGAGACAGGGUUCUCAGCACGGCAGCCCCGAAAGUGCCCGUCGCCGCAGUCACCGGCAGAGCCACAGUCGCACAGCCAUCCUCACCGGCCUCCCGCAUGUUGGAGCACUACACGCGGCAGUCUCCCAGCUCCCCCUCACAGAGUAAUUCCGCACCACAAGCCAAGAGGAAACUUGCAGACACUGGGAUCCAAUCACAUGACAGCAACAUUAAGAAGUCUCGUCUAAUACGCUUCGCGUCCCCCCCGCAGCUUACUGUGAAAGAAGCAACUUCAAACAAAACCACAGUAUUUUCUCGGCUCGGUAACUCUGAGCUACCCAAAGCCGCGCCAGCGAAAGCCUCCGUCAAGCCGAUAUACGAGCGGCUCGGCUCCAAGCCCGCCGCGAAACCGCAGGACUCUGUCAUACCCGUCCCUAAAGACGCGCUGAAGUACGAAGGCAUACUGAAAAGUACAGCAGUAGUCAAGAAAGUAGUAACAGUCACCACAACGAAGAAUGAACGGAAAAUAGCCGUCGGGUGCACCAUGAGAGCGGACGAAACGCCGCUAAGCGCCAAAGAAAAAUUGGCGUUACCGAAAUCGAAAUCAGUGAAGUUCUCUAACCAAGUGCAGUACAAAGAAAUUGAAUCUAAUCAAAGUGUUGUCAAUAAAACAAAGGCUUUCGCGCCAAAAACAGGCGUAGUGUUCAACAAGCCGGAGAGGAGAUUGUCUAUGCCCGAACCGGAGGGAGUCAAGGCUAGGUUAGGUACAAAGAAUGCUAAUAAUUUCACUAUAACUAGGAACGUUUUUAAUAGGCUAGGUGAUCAUUAGGAGUGUUUUAGUUUUAAUAUGUGUUUUUUCGAACUUCAAUAAUGAUAUUAUCAGAUCUGCAUAAUGUUAAUUUGAUAUUUCUUGGUUUGUAUGGAAGACGCUGAAGUGAUUGUGCUUGGGUGAAUGUAUGUGACUCAACAGUUUUUUUCCUUGACAUGUUUCUUUAUAUAUUUUGAUGAUAAAUUACUUUUGAAUGUAUUUCAUUAUAAACAUUAUUUUUUAAAUUGUAAGGACAUUUCAAAUAAAAAAUGGUAACUGUUACCGGGCCUGUGAAAAUUAUCUGAUAAAUAAGGCAUCUACCUCAUCUUUAUGACUUUAUAAUCUAAAUGACAUUAAAAAGUAACUCUGAAGUCUACACUAUUUAUUGUGAUCAUGAUAUCAGAAAUCUACAAUAUACAAGUUUAUAUUUAUAUACAAGUUACAUUAUUGUUUCGUAUUUACCCUUAAUUUUGGGCGUGAAGAAACACACAAACAAAACAUUCGUAAAAAUGUAUAAGAAGAAAGUAGUAUCGAAAAGACUGAAACGUUCACCUGGAUGGCAGUUAUUAUAUAUGGUGCAUAAUACAGUUUUUUUUUUAAAGUUGCAAGUACUUUCAAUUUUAUUUUAUUUUAAAUGAAUGUGUGGUACUAAUGCAUUAAUUUUAUAAUUGUUAUGCUUAAGUUAGAAUAGUCAAAGGACAUGUGAAUGCAUGCCAAUAUAUUUAAUAGAGAAAUAACAUUGUAAAUAUUGUUUUU